AUGCAUUCAGACGACGGCAUGCAUCGCAAAAGAAUCAUCGCCAGCGUUGCGGCCACGGUCAUUUCGCUGGCCUGCGGCACAAAUUAUGUCUACUCAGCAUGGGCGCCGCAAUUCGCUGAGCGGCUGAAGCUCACGGCGACGCAGAGCAACCUGGUAGGCCUGUUUGGCAACCUGGGCAUGUACUCGCUGGGUCCGCUGGUCGGCAUGUUUGUCGACCACCCUUCCGUCGGCGCCGGCCCGGCGGUCCUCCUCGGCGCUGUGCUGCUCGGCGUGGGCUAUUUUCCGCUGCAUCGGGCCUACGACAGCGCUUCUGGAUCCGUGCCGCUGCUGUGUUUCUUCUCUUACCUCACCGGCAUGGGCAGCUGCCUAGGCUUCUUCGCCGCCGUCAAGGUGUCCGCGCUCAACUGGCCGCACCACCGCGGCACGGCGACGGCGUUUCCCCUGGCGGCCUUUGGCCUGAGUGCCUUCUUCUUCUCCUUCCUCGGAUCCAUCCUCUUCCCUGGCGACCCCAGCUCGUUCCUCGAGCUGCUGGCCUGGGGCACCGUCGCGCUGACCUUUGGCGGCUUCUUCUUCCUCAAGGCUUACCCCCACUCGUCGUCGUACCAGGCCGUGCCGGGCGCGGAAGCGUCGUCGGGGGCCGCGCGCGGCCAGCGCUUGCGCCGCACGUCGUCGGGGCGGCAACAGCCGCAGCAGCGUGGCAUGUUUGAUGAUGAACCCGAUAUUCGUGGCUUCCAGCUUUUGACGUGCAUGGACUUUUGGCAACUCUUCGCCAUCAUGACGAUUCUCGCCGGUGCCGGACUCAUGACCAUCAACAACAUUGGAAAUGAUGCCAACGUGUUGUGGAAACACUACGAUAGCUCAAAGGGCGAAGAAUUUCUUGUUCACCGUCAACAAAUGCACGUCUCGAUUCUUUCCAUCGGUAGCUUCGUUGGACGUCUACUUAGCGGCAUCGGUUCCGAUUUCCUCGUCAAGAAGCUCGGGGCCAGUCGUGUGUGGUGUCUGGUCUUGUCUGGCCUCAUCUUCACCGUCGCCCAGGUCUGCGGCCUGACCAUCUCCACGCCCAUCUACCUCUUCCUCCUCUCCAGCCUCUCGGGCAUUGCCUACGGCCUGCUCUUUGGCGUCUUCCCGUCCAUCGUGGCCGAGACGUUUGGCAUCCACGGCCUCAGCCAGAACUGGGGCUUCAUGACGCUCGCGCCCGUCUUCUCCUCCAACAUCUUCAACCUUAUCUAUGGCUCCGUCCUGGACCACCACAGCGUCUUUGAUCCUAGCGGCGAGCGCUCGUGCCACGAGGGACUCGAGUGCUACCGCUCCGCCUACGGCAUCACCUUUGUAUCCUGCCUGGUCGGCGUGGCCAUUACCAUCUGGGUCAUCCGCCACCAGUACGUGGUCAAGGUCAGGGCCAUGGGAAAAGCCAAUCUGGAGGAUUAA
Molecule: messenger RNA, 1428 nt
Organism: Akanthomyces muscarius
Lineage: Eukaryota; Fungi; Ascomycota; Sordariomycetes; Hypocreales; Cordycipitaceae
Exons: 5
Coding region: 1-1428 (475 amino acids)
Cellular component (GO): membrane
Source: RefSeq, a predicted model, not a curated record